Molecule: messenger RNA, 885 nt
Organism: Coffea eugenioides
Lineage: Eukaryota; Viridiplantae; Streptophyta; Magnoliopsida; Gentianales; Rubiaceae
Exons: 1
Coding region: 1-885 (294 amino acids)
Molecular function (GO): nucleic acid binding; RNA-DNA hybrid ribonuclease activity
Source: RefSeq, a predicted model, not a curated record
AUGAAAGUGUUCAUAUGGAAGUGCUUGCAUGGUGGACUUCCUGUGAGAGGGGAAAUAUACAGAAGAACAAGACAAGGGAAUCCUGUAUGUGCAGGAUGUGGAGAAAAGGAAGAAACAAUCGAACAUUUACUGUUCCAGUGCAGCAAAGCAAAAGAAAUUUGGAAGCUAUCGCUAGUACAAUGGGAUGGAAUACAGCAUCUCUCGGAUUGUUUCAUCAAAUGGUGGUAUGCUAUCAUAGAGGCUCAAGAAGAUAGAGGAGGGGAGUAUCAGGUGAACCUCACAAUUAAUAUUCUCUGGCAGGUCUGGAAAGCCAGGAAUGAAUGGGAGUUUAACCAUAAGGAUAAGGAACCUCAUAAGAUAAUCCAGAAAGCCAUGGCAGAAUGGAUGGAGUUUGAAGAGGCCAACAAAGGAAAGGUGACAAGAAAGAACACUCAGGAAACAGAAAUACAACAAAGACCUGAGCAAGAGCAUAUUCUAACAGAGUGCCAAUCCAGUCUGAUGAUCAAGGUCCAUACGCAUCAAGAUAUAAGGCAAAAAAUAGUGGGGAUUGGAAUCACAGCAACUGACGCUAUGGCACAACUUCAAGCAGGUUGGGCACUGAGGGAAAGAAUGUCAGCAGACCCAUUGCAAGACAAAGCUGUUGCUGUGAGACUCGCACUACUGAAUGCGAUCAACCAAGGAUGGAGGGACAUCAAAGUGGAACUGGAUAAUAGGGAGCUGGUGGAGUGCAUUAAGGAAACAAGGAACAGCAACCAACUGAUGGCUACUCUAAUAGAUGACAUUCAGUCCAUAAGUAAUUUGUUUCAUAAGUGUUCUUUCUCUUUUGUUAAUUCAGGGUAUGUAGGAAGUAUUAAGUUGAGCUUGCAUGCUCUAAACAUCUUUUAG